Aspergillus lentulus is the source of this 1608-nucleotide messenger RNA. RefSeq lists its product as uncharacterized. The record is from RefSeq and is a predicted model, not a curated record. NCBI's taxonomy places the organism in Eukaryota, Fungi, Ascomycota, Eurotiomycetes, Eurotiales, Aspergillaceae.
AUGGCAACGGCAAGUAUGACCAUGGCAGAAACUGGAACUCACACCUGGACGCCAAUACUCGAGGAACCUAGAAGAGACAAUGGAUCCUUAGCUGCGGACGCUGUCCAAUCAGUGGGUAUCACCAUCAAUGAGCAUGACCGCGAGAAUGAGUAUCUCGACAGUAUCCCGGCUACCGAAGCCAUCCAGUCCACCAACCCACGUUCUAUCCGGCAAUUUCUCCGCCUCCAUCCCAUUGCCACGGUCGCGGAUGGGUCUGCCUAUGUUCCACAUCAGAGCAGUCGUAGCGAGCUGGUCAACAUCCUCGUUUUGGAACAAGGAGACAUCAUCACCCGGCGACGACUCAGGUCGGUAGAUGCACUACGUCACUAUCUCAGAUAUUCCCGCCCAGCAAGAAGGUUGUACUUGGUCUCAUCUGAGAGCCUGUCUGACACCGUGGUUGGACUUCUGGGCUCAAGCCUAGAUUUGAAUCCUGAUCUCUUUGCACUCUUCCUUUCCCGGCAAGAUCUACCUCUCAGUCUUUCGAUCCCAUCAAGCAUUGCAGCUCGACAAAUUGUGCAGUUCAACUACUACCGCAUAGACAACAAUGGCGCACUUCACAGAGAGCACAUCUCUUUCAGCAUGUCACAGGGAGGAGAAGAAUCGUGGACCGGAUUGCUUUUGCUAAGUGAGUACGAACUCAACCGUCAAACUGCAGCCAUUCUACGCUCAAACCUGCGGGAGACGGUGAGGGACCAAAUUAACACUCUUUUCGACGCAAUCCCUUCUUCGAUGGAGUAUUCCACGUAUAUUCAGCAAGACGCGUCAACAACAUUGGCAGCCGUCAUCUAUUCGGUUUUUCCGCUUAUUGUAUCUGAGUCAGCUGGAUUGCUUUCUGAGUUUGCUUCGUCCGCUCAACUCGCAGAGAGAACGAUUGAAGAACUUUCACUAGGCAACCUGAGCGACGAAACGCGCCUGGGAAAGCUGGAAUGGUUACAAAAUGCACUAGACAAUGGAUACCUUCGCUCGAGCGCCCGUUACGAGCAACUCCAUGAAGUCUUCUGCUCAAUGCAACGUGCGAUGCACGACUGCGACGUCCUUCACUCCAGGCUUCCGGAGCGUGGGAGCGUGGACACUGAACUAAUCAGGGACGAUUUGACGUUUCUAACCGAAGAGGCCCAGCGACUUCAGCGCGAAAAUGACACCCUCCUUUCUAAGCGCGACUCCUUGCUGGGUCUCACUAGCCCCAAUAGCUCAACUCGGAACGACCUAACUGAGAAACAGAGCUAUAGUCCAGGCGCUUCUGGAGGGGCGGGGGGCCCGCCGGAUCCUCCAAAUCCGUACAGCUGGAAUCGACGCUACGGUGAGCAUAUUAUAACAAAAAUUGAUCAGAUUGCGUAUAUGACAAACAUCCUGCUGUCGCUGUCCUUCAUCGCAUCCGUAUACGGAAUGAAUCUCAAUAUCUUUAAUGGCGGGCAGGUUGAACUGUCCCAGUAUCUGGCUACUGCACUACCAUUUUGUCUGUUGGUAUUUAUAGUCACCUUUGUUAUCCCUGGUAUAGUGGCGCGGAUGCUUCCAGGAAAGCAAAAACGGAAAGCAACGGAGAGGGGUUUUAAAGUCGAUUUCGCUUGA